AUGAAGAUCUGCCCACAACCUGCAAAUUCACCAGACUUAAAUGCCAACGACCUGGGAUUUUUCAAUUCACUGCAGUCACCGCAGUACAAGAAGCGAGCAAAGACUAUUGAAGACCUU
This is a messenger RNA of Phytophthora nicotianae INRA-310, 117 nucleotides long. RefSeq lists its product as hypothetical. Gene Ontology annotation, molecular function: nucleic acid binding. The annotation marks the transcript as partial. NCBI's taxonomy places the organism in Eukaryota, Oomycota, Peronosporomycetes, Peronosporales, Peronosporaceae. The transcript has a single exon. The record is from RefSeq and is a predicted model, not a curated record.